CGUAAUGUUUGUAAAUAUGGAGGAUAAGAGCACGUGUAACGGGAGUAUAAUAAUCUUUUUGAUACUUAAUAUGAAUAAACGAGGCGGAAAUUAAUGGACAUUUUAAAAGAAUAUUUAAGUUCGGACGAUUCAAACGAAGAGUUUGAAGCUCAGAAUGAACGAUGUGAUUAUUUUCAGCUCAAUGAAGAAGACGACGACGACGACGACAACGAGGAGGACGAAGUUAAAAGAGAAGAAGAGAAAAUUCGUGCAGAAUUACGAAUACAAGAAGAAACUCAGGUUUUACACUCUUCUAAUUACGGCCCAAAUCCUGAAGAGGAAGAGGAGGAUGCUGACGACAGAUCGAUAAAUAAGUUUAAUAAAAAAUCCAGGACCUGUUCAGAACGGAAUUCAAAAGCAAAGUUUCCUAAAUUAUCCAAUAAAAGUAUAGAUAAUGAAUUUUCACAGAUAGAAACUAAAUCAGUAGUUGACUUAUCAGAUAGUUCUUUCUUCUAUACACCUUUCAAUGUUCCAGCAAUAAGUGAGAAAUUACCUUCGUAUAUGACUAAUAAAAUUAAUGCACAUUCUCAGUGUAUAAGCAAACUAAAUUGGUCGCCAUCAUUUCCUCACCUUCUACUUUCAUCAUCAUUUGAUUGCACGGUUAAAGUAUGGAACUUAUUAUCUGCAAAGUGCGAGAGGGAAUUUAAUAAUCACGCAAAGGGAAUUAAAGCUGGCAUCUGGACUUUGUGUGGCAGGAAGAUUUUCUCUGGAGGAUACGACUGUAAAGCAAAUCACAUAGAUGUCGUUACUGGUAAAGUACUCAAUACUUAUUUCCACAGUAGUUAUGUCACCUGUGUUCGAGCUCAUCCAGAAAAUGUGAAUGUCUUGUUAACCGGGUCGAAAAAUUCCAUAAAGAUCUUUGACGUCCGCACAGACUCCAAGCGAUGUGUAAAGAAGACUUCUUUCAAUUUUGGACAGGUGUUGGAUUUAGCAUUUUUAUCUUCCGGCAAGGAGAUUAUUUGCAGCACCGAUCUGGUGUCAAAAGAUUCUGCCGACCGCACGAUUAUGGCUUGGGAUUUUGAAACCGGAGCAUUAUUAUCUAAUCAAAUUUAUCAGGAGAGAUACACUUGUCCUUCAUUGAAAGUUCAUCCAUCAGGAGUGAAUUUUAUAGCCCAAACGAAUGGAAAUUACAUUGCAGUAUUUUCAUCCACAAGACCAUAUAAAAUGAAUAAGAACAAGCGUUACGAGGGCCACAAGGUGUGCGGAUAUAACAUUGAUUGCGAUUUCAGUCCUGAUGGAAAUUUCAUAUUAAGUGGUGACGCGGAAGGGUCAUCGUAUAUUUAUAAAACGGAUAAUGCCAAACUAGUGAAAAGAUUGAUUUGUACAAAUGAUUCUCCUGUAGUGAGUGUAUGUUGGCAUCCAAAAUUAAUGAAUACUUUAGCCAUUGGAACUUGGAAUGGUCAGUUACAAUUUUGGAAAUAAUUUCACAAAUGUAUAUAAUUUUUAGUUUGUUAAUAUAAAAGA
Messenger RNA from Centruroides sculpturatus (bark scorpion), 1503 nucleotides. RefSeq names its product WD repeat-containing protein 25-like. Gene Ontology annotation, molecular function: protein binding. The coding region runs from base 94 to 1461 and encodes 455 amino acids. The record is from RefSeq and is a predicted model, not a curated record. The transcript has 5 exons. Lineage: Eukaryota; Metazoa; Arthropoda; Arachnida; Scorpiones; Buthidae.